Nanorana parkeri is the source of this 1414-nucleotide messenger RNA. RefSeq names its product acidic residue methyltransferase 1 (gene DCPH1). NCBI's taxonomy places the organism in Eukaryota, Metazoa, Chordata, Amphibia, Anura, Dicroglossidae. The record is from RefSeq and is a predicted model, not a curated record. Gene Ontology annotation, molecular function: phosphatase activity. Bases 74 to 1387 code for a protein of 437 amino acids. Gene Ontology annotation, cellular component: cytoplasm; nucleus. The transcript is spliced from 6 exons. Gene Ontology annotation, biological process: DNA damage response.
GCUGCUGUAAGUAUUAAGUCUGCUGUUGAGCAAGUGGGAGAAGUCAGGUGUCAGCAUCCAGUUGAUCAACACAAUGGAGACUCCUUGUUCACUGUCUGCCAAUUAUGAAGGGUCAUUCGCAUAUUUCACUGUUAAGGACAGAUUGCCACAAAUUCUAACAAAAGUGAUUGACACCAUACACCGGCAUAAAAAUAAAUUCUUUGAAGAAUAUGGGCAGGAAGGAAUCGAGGCAGAAAAGAAGGCAAUAUCUUUCUUCUCAAAACUGCGUAAUGAGAUGCAGACGGAUAAGUCCAUCCUUCCACUGACUGAUAACAGGCCAGACACUGACAUCUGGAAUCAGUACCUGGACUACCAAAAGACGCUGCUUGGCAACGGUGAAGAUCCGAGCUGGUUCCGAUCCCCGUGGCUGUAUGUGGAGUGUUAUCUCUACCGCAGGAUCCAGGAGGGGAUUUUAUUCAGCCCCCCGAUCUCCAAGUUUGAUGCCUUCGGGGAAGCAAAGAAUGAAAGCUUCUUUCAGUCCCAGCAAGCUAUUAUCGCCCUCUGCACUCAUCUACAGGAGCUUAAAAAGACCAUUGCCAGCCUGAGCAAAGAACAGCGCCAAGAGGAGUUCUAUAAGCUGCUGCAGGUCUCUUUAUGGGGAAACAAGUGUGACCUUUCUAUUUCGGGGGGUCAGGACAACUCUCAGAAAUCCAGUCUUCUUGCUUCUCUGGACUCCCUCAAACCAUUUAUAUUGGUGGAUAAUAUGGAGUCCCUCUGGAACACCCUAGUGAAGAGCCAGGAUGUCGGCUCAGAGAAAGCUUUGAAAACCAGAGUCGACAUUGUUCUGGAUAAUGCCGGUUUCGAGCUGGUAACAGAUUUCAUAUUAGCUGAUGCCAUCUUGUUUUUGAACUUGGCCACUGAAGUUCAUUUUCACGGCAAGUGCUUUCCUUGGUUUGUUUCAGACACCACAAAGCACGACUUUGAUUGGACAGUCCAACAGUUACUAGCGGCCAAUCACAGGUGGAUGUCAAAGUGUGGUCAGACGUGGAAGGAGAACCUGAAGAAAGGUUCCUGGGUUUAUCAUGAGAAUCUCUUCUGGACUUUGCCGCACGAGUUUUGGAGCAUGGAGGAAGUCGCUCCAGAUCUGUACGCAGAGCUGAAAAAGUCAGAUCUAGUGUUAUUUAAAGGAGAUCUGAACUACAGGAAACUCACUGGAGACCGGAAGUGGGACUUCACUGUUCCCUUUUCUGAAGUACUGAAAACCUUUCACCCUGCACCGCUGUGCAGUAUCAGAACUCUAAAAGCCGAUGUACAAGUUGGAUUACAAGCUGGGGUCGGGGAACGGAUCAGUGCAUCAGAACCAGACUGGAUGGUGUCUGGGAAAUAUGGAGUUAUCCAAUUUAGCUAAAUGGUGCCAUAGAGUAGCUACAACCUU